Molecule: messenger RNA, 3458 nt
Organism: Ooceraea biroi (clonal raider ant)
Lineage: Eukaryota; Metazoa; Arthropoda; Insecta; Hymenoptera; Formicidae
Product: nuclear receptor coactivator 5
Source: RefSeq, a predicted model, not a curated record
CAACUGUCCCUCAGUGGGUGGUGCGAGCCUUUCGCGAGCGUGACUGUAGUUCCCUUCAACUGCUUACGUUAAAUACAAAAAGCUAAUCUCUUCUUUUCUUGAAGGUGGAAACGAUUGAAUGACGAUUGAAGACGCUCAUGAUAACGCAAAUGUGUCGAAUUACGUAUAUCUAUUUUUAUUUUCUCUUAUCUUUGUAUGUACAUUAUAAUUUACGUAACAUCUGUUCCAUUUCUGUUGUGUAGAUAUGCAUAUAGAGCCAGCAGCAAUUGUAGCAAAAUGUGUCACGAUUCGUCCACAGUCAUUACAUUGCAACGACGGUAUUAACUCAGAUAAGCGCAUUGCAUUUUAAUUGCGCGAGUGAUACCUAUUAGCUUUGCAAAUUAACGUCAGAGGUGUACGUAAGAAUUUCCACCUUACUUUGUAGCUAGCAAACGUGUAAUGAAAGCAAUUGUCAAGUAUCCUAAUAAAAAAGAUACUUGUAACGACCAACUGUGUAGUAAACAGCGUAAUUAAUGUAAUCACGUUGAUAGUCAUUAGGCAUAUCAUUUCGAAAGUACCUGCUGGUAAUGUAUUUUACGAUAACAUUCCAACACUCGUUAGUGAUAAGUAAACGUUACAUGGUAUUGAAGUUGUUUAAUUUGAAAAUUAAUGAAAAUUGAUGAUUUAAUGUGAAAAUGAAUAAUUUUGAAAAUUUAUUUGUCAUUUUUUAUUUUAUUAUUAUCAGUUUAUUAUUGUCAGUUUUUAUUUUAUUAUUUCUAAGAAACAGUAUUAUGACUGAAAUCUUAUAAGUACGUGUAAAGUCAGAUGUCAAAAUACAAAGAUAUUAAUUUCCUUAAUAUCCUGUUUAGAAAUCGAAAUAUUAAAUGCAUAUUGAGCUUUUUUGUCUCUUUUGUUUGCUUCUGGAAAUGUUCAAAAUGCCGUUUAUAUGCAGUUUAUAAAGCACUGCCAGAGAGACGUGAUAACGUUGCGUGAGCUUCACAUAAUGAAAGGAAGAAACAACAAAUUGACAGGUGGUUUGAUAGUUUCACAGAAAACGAAGCCGCGUAUUCAAUACUUGUUUUCUAAAUAAAACGACACGAACAGUGAUAACAAGUAGUACGCGCAUCAUUAUCAUCAUCUAAUUGAAAAUUAAUUAAUUUCUUUUGUAAUUUUAUUUCUCUCUAAAAGUUACCGUGGCGCUUAUGAAAUAACACUUAAGCUUAAUGUUACUGGUAAUUAUCGCUCAAUUCAAUUUAUCGUUUUACAUAAUUCAAAUUUCUUAAGAUCACCCAUAUAGUCAACGGAAGAAUUAACAGAUUAAUGAAAAACGAUCCCGCUUUGCUAUAAUAGCAUUAGUCGGCGUUGCGAUAAAUCGAAUCUCAGAUUUGAAUAUUCAAAUAUCGGAAUAUCGACAGGUAUACGUAACAAUACAUGGAUAUUUUAAGAAUGAAAAGCUCUGUUAGUCGUAUUACGAACAAUGGUAUUAUUAUUUGUGAAAUCUGUAAAUAUCUAUUACAAAUUUCGCGCGCGUGCGAAAAAAUUUCGAUAUAUUUUCAUUACAUCAAUUACUUUAUUAUUCCAUUAUUCUCCUAAAGUAAGCGACGUUUUUGCUAUUUCACCAAACCGUUGACGAGUGAAAUUUUCCUGAUGUCAGUGAGUCAUUCAUAGCAUUGCACAUAAUGCACAUACUCAGUGUCGCUAAAUGACUCAUUAUCAAGAGACGGAACAUUCAUUGGUUAUGUACCGCCGACGUAAGAUGUUUGGAUUUUUUGCAUCGUACUCACAAACGUUUAUUACAUCAUAUAAAUGAUUCAAGAGCACAUAAUUAUCACAAAACACAAUCCUAACCUAAACCUAUCUCUACGAUUGAGAAUCGCCAGCAUGCAGUUGCUCCGAACUGUCAUCUUUCAUAGCCUGAGCCACGUGUCCCGCCGCCGCGUCUGUCUCUGAUCAUCCAGCGUCGCAGGGCGCGCAGCUUCGGCUGCGCCAGCGCAAGCGAUCGAUAUCCCAGACCGCCGGGGUUUCGUCUGUCCGGCGUGACGUCACGGUGCGCGAGUCGAGUCGAGACGAUGAGGAACGUAGCCUGCCGAGGGUGGCCGAGGUGGCGUGAGCCGCGUUAGCAGCGAGCCGUCGACGCGAACACGGCCCCCGAGCAUCGCCGUCGUUUUGACGUAGUGCUCGCUACGUCGCCCUCGAACGUUCCACGCGGAAGUCGUGCGGCCGCUCGCGACUCGCGUGCGCGAGUUCGGUAAACCUCAUCCUCGCGAGUCUCGUCGAGGUGCCGUUCGGAAACGCCGAAACAACGUCCGCGCGCGAAAGUGACAGCUUCGAGUGGUGUGUUCCAAUCCCCUGGAGAACGUCGGGGGACGUUAUGGUUACACCGCUGAAAAGAUCCCGUAGCUAAACUUUACCGCCUCACUUCCUGGAAGUCAACGCACUACCCACGCCACCAGCAUCGCCUAAACCCAGCGGUUAUUCCUUGCUCCUUACCUGCAACACCAACGGUGUGGACACGUGGAGCCAAGUCGCGAAUCGCAAAAGAUUCAACAACGAGGAAGAGCUCGAGGUUACGAAGGAACGAUAGACGCGGAAGAGUCGAGUCGUGAGAGCUCCGGGCGGGAUAGCCUUUGAUUGUGAUGUGGUGGAGCCCCCCGGGGGGCCGCGGGGGCAGGAGGUCAGAGGCAGAUUGGUUGUGAGGGCAACAAGCACGGCUCGGUUGCCCCGUGGCGAAAUCGCCGGCAGGGAGGAGGAGGAGGUAGGAUGGUGUGACCUCCGGCGUCAUCCCGCCCGACGCGGAGGUGGUGCUGGAGGAGGCGGAGGUGGCGGUGGAGUCGAGCAACUGCCCGACUCGGAGGAGGAGGAGUUGACGGCGAUGUCGAGGCAGUUUCGAGGUGAACGGGACCACGUGAGUCGCGACUACCAAGAGGGCUACCUCGGCGAUUUUCGGGAUCUACGCGACCUCAGGGACUUUAGGGACUUCCAUCGAGAUCCUAUCAGCGACGUCAGAGACGAAAGGGACAGUCAGGUGCCCAGGGAGGGACCUACCACCGGCAGGCCUUACCGAGACGACUAUCCGGAAGAGUACGAUCAUCGUCCUACCGCUGCAUCCACCUCGGCGAACCUUAUCAACAAUCCGGUCGGAGACUAAGAACGGACAGACUUGCCCCUUCGAUCCGUUCAGAUGGCAGAUUGCACUCGCAAGCUCGUCCUCAUCGCAUCUGAUUUACACGGAGCCUGCUCCGAAAACCGGUAACCAGGUUCUCUUCGGGGCUAAUGGAAUUUGACCAAAUGCUGAGAAUUCGAAUUUGGUUCCGUCCGCAUUGAUUAUCGUUUGGUUCCCAGUGCAGUUACUUUAUUAAUCGUUAGCCUGAUGCCGCUUUGUUGUCUCCUCAUAUUAUAUUUUUUAGGAAUUUAGGAAUGGAAUUAUAUUAAAUGUAAACAUUAAAGAUUGGAAUUAAUUUCAAUCUUCCAAGUAUAUG